This is a messenger RNA of Paramisgurnus dabryanus, 1826 nucleotides long. It is a transcript of the gene rnf207a, whose product is annotated as ring finger protein 207a. The record is from RefSeq and is a predicted model, not a curated record. NCBI's taxonomy places the organism in Eukaryota, Metazoa, Chordata, Actinopteri, Cypriniformes, Cobitidae. Gene Ontology annotation, cellular component: perinuclear region of cytoplasm. Gene Ontology annotation, molecular function: metal ion binding; Hsp70 protein binding; transmembrane transporter binding. Gene Ontology annotation, biological process: regulation of heart looping; regulation of cardiac muscle contraction.
AACAGUCAUUUCUGAAAGGCAGGCAAAUGAGUGCUAGAAAUACAGGUUUCGCUGAUGAAGUAGUCUGCUGGGUCUUAAAAGCUGCCAGUUUAGGUAUGUUGUUAUGUAAUGAUAUGACAUACAUACCGUACACUUCAUAAGUGUUGCCUUAGGGUCGAAAUAUUUUGAGGGGCCACUGUAGAAUAUCAGUAUGUUUAGUCCUAAUCCUCUGAGCCUUCCAUGAUUAAAAGGUUUCCACACAGACAUCAUCUCUCCUCGUCUAUUAAGUAAUCAUGAUGCACGUAUUUUAAUUAUCAUGUAAUGCAACAUCAUCUGCUCUUUACGCUUACAUAUAAGACUCCUCAAUAUGCGGCUACAUGAAAGAUCACAAUGCAUACGUCCGUUUCCCUACGGCAACCUCCAUAUCUCCACAGAGAGAGUCUGUGACGCAAGUGUCUGUGACAACUUUCCACAUCAAUCAUGACAGGACGAAGCUUGGAGGUCAGGUAUCUCUCACUAUUUUUAACAGAAUUUCAAAGAAAUGUCUGGGAUUCAGCUCAUUGCAACACACAGGAGAGGAGAUUGUUCCAUGCGGCUGAUGUCAUCCCUGGUGCCUUCUUCUUAAAUUGGUCAAAAGUUAGGGGGCAGGAUUACUGAUUGCUUUCCUCUGAGAAGAUACAGUGAUUCAGAGUUAGAGACACAGAGUCCCGACUCACUGGAGGGACAGUACAUGUCUGGUAGCCAGAGAAGAGAGAUUAAAGGAACAUUGAAACUAAGGCUGCAGUCUCCGUUGCCUAUGUCGUGCCCGUCUCCUUCGCUCAAUGACAUGCCUUUAGGCCGCAAGCCCCCCUCUCACCGUUACAUUUGCACCAAGGUGCUGCUGGCCGAGGGCCGAGAGUCACCGUUCACCGAACACUGUCGAAACUUUGAGAAGAGCUACAGGGUUCUUCAUACAGAGGUCCAGAAGCUGAAGGAUGAGGUUCAGGAGCUGCACAGAGACCUCACGAAGCAUCAUUCACUUAUUAACACAGACACCAUGAAUGAUAUCCUGGAAAGGUCUUUGCUCAUUGAUGAACAGAUCGCGUCUCAGUAUUCUGCAGUGCAGACUCAAAGGGCUGUGUUUGAGGAGAUAUGGGAUGUGACCUUUCAAAGAGUAACAAAUGAGCAGGAGAUAUAUGAAGCGCAGCUUCAUGACCUUCUGCAGCUGAAGCUGGAAAACUCUUAUUUGACAACCAUUGCACGACAGAUCGGACCUUACAUCCUAUCCAUAGCAAAAGUUAAAGAGCGUCUGGAACCCAGGUUUCAAAAGCCGUAUAGUCCUGAGGAUGAUAGCAUAGACACUACAGUACAGAUCAAUGAGGUGAUAAACAGCAGCAAUAAGAAGAGUUCCUCUGCAGUGUAUGACUCAAGCACAGACAGAUGUGUUAUCCUGCAGCCUGAUGGGAUGUUUAAAAACGAGCAGUGACUCAUGCCGGCAAGGAGAACAGAGGAAUAUUUCAGAGACCUCCUGUUGCAAAGACCUACCGCUAUAGAUCUGCAUGUUUGGACAAUGGUGAACAUUAAUGGCAAUCAUGGCAACACAUGCACAUGGAGUAGCUGGAAGGAUGUGGAUGGUGUUAUCUCCUUUGCUAAGUCCUUUGCGAAAGAAUAUUUGAGUUACUGAAGGUGCCAUUGUUUUGUGGACUGAUAGAUUAUGACUUUUCUGUAUAGACUGUUAAGAGAGUAUACUGUAAAUAUAUUAUGAUUAAAAAUAAAAUGUUGAUUUUGCGUAUAUGUUUCUACAUACCUGUCUAGGUUGUGUGUGGUCAUUAUGAACAUGCUUAGUGAAAGCAAAUAAUGUAAUAAAA